Molecule: messenger RNA, 1463 nt
Organism: Phytophthora nicotianae INRA-310
Lineage: Eukaryota; Oomycota; Peronosporomycetes; Peronosporales; Peronosporaceae
Exons: 2
Coding region: 257-1360 (367 amino acids)
Biological process (GO): cell redox homeostasis; cellular response to oxidative stress
Cellular component (GO): cytoplasm
Molecular function (GO): thioredoxin peroxidase activity
Source: RefSeq, a predicted model, not a curated record
GUGUGGGCCACAUUAAAGAUUAACGGUUACCACCCAAUUUUACAAAAACCCACGAUAGUUUAACCCACUUCAAAAUGGUUUGCGUGAUACUGUGAUUGGCCCAUGUGGCCCACACUAGUUGAAGCUUGGUUCAACUUGGUCACCUUCCUGCAACCUCCAUGGAACCUCGAGCGAUCCGGAUGGUGACGAGCAUUCGAAGAGCUACGCCAGCACACGUCAAGCCCUCGUCCAAGUUCCUCCAAGCUACUCAUUCCCCAUGGUGUCCACUCGCAGCCGCACGAACUCGGGCUCGUCAUCCGCCGCUGAGCUGCCGCAGAAGCGCUCGGCCACCGCAGAUGCGUCCAAACGCCCGGCCAAGAAGCCCACGACCGCCGCCAGCGAUCUGGCCGUGGGCAAGUCUGUGACCACGGAUGUGACGCUGGUCAACCAGGAAGAGAAGGAGGUCGUGAUCGCCGACACAUUCCGCGACCAGGGCGUUGUCUUCUUCAUGUACCCUCGUGCCAACACGCCCGGCUGCACCAAACAAGCCUGUGGCUUCCGAGACAACAUCCAGACCAUCAAGGACGCGGGUUUCACGGUCUACGGACUAAGCGGUGACUCGCCCAAGUCUUUGACCAACUGGAAGACUAAGCAGAGUCUGCCCUUCGAUCUACUAAGUGACCCGGAGCACAAGCUCAUCUCGUACUUUGGCAGUUCACUGCCUGGCAACAAGGUGCAGCGAUCGCACGUCGUCAUUCUUAAGGGAGGCGUUGUGGGCGAUAUCGCCGCCAAGGUCUCUCCUGCUGACAGCGUCAGCCGCGCUGUCGAGUUUGUCAAGAAGAGCAGCGGUGCAGAGGCCCCCAAGGAAGAUGAACCUACCAAAGAGGAGGAGCCCACGGACACCGAGAAGUUCGCUGUGGGCAACACUGUGACCUUCGACGGCGAGCUGCAGACGGACGCCUCGGCUACGGUCAAGGUCCAGGAUCUGUUCAAGACCCGCGGCGCCAUCUUCUUCAUGUACCCGAAGGCAGACACGCCCGGUUGCACCACUCAGGCGUGCGGAUACAACGACAACCUGGAGGCGAUCAACGCCGCCGGAUUCGACGUGUACGGCCUGGGCGCGGAUACCCCCGCCGAGCUUCUCGCGUGGAAGGAGUCGCAGAAGUACAAGUACACAUUCUUGUCGGAUCCGAAGCACCAGCUUAUCGGCUACUUCGGCAGCUCCAUCAACGAUGGCACGCGUGUGGAGCGCUCGCACGUGAUCGUGCUACCCGGCGGUAAAGUGGGCCAGAUCGAACACAACAUUUCGCCGCAGGACAGCGUGAGCAAGGGCCUCGAAUUCGCCAAGAGCCACACCAUCGACGCUGCCAGCAAGUUGUAAGUGUACGAAAAGGUGACGCCAUUUUGUGCUCAACACACAAGGCAACACCAUAUUCUUGACUUGAUGCACAAAACACAAAACUACUAUCCUUUUGCCAUCUUUU